This is a messenger RNA of Penicillium brasilianum, 3708 nucleotides long. Lineage: Eukaryota; Fungi; Ascomycota; Eurotiomycetes; Eurotiales; Aspergillaceae. The record is from the annotation of a GenBank genome assembly.
CCCCCUCUAAAAAGGCGACCCGGAGGACUCGAAACUUUCCUUUUGCUUCAUUAGAAAGAGAGCAAUUCCACCAUUUCCAUCUCAUAUUCUCCCCUGCGCACUGGCAAUUCGUUAGCGCAUUGUGACCUUCCUUUUGUUGUAUGGAAUGAUAGUGUGGACCGCGCCAAGACUCCACAUCUCCAGACCAUCGCCAGGAGUCAAAUUUAUUUAAUUUCCAGACCCUGACAAAACAGUGAUGCGUGUCUUUGAGCUUCCCCUCCUUUUGAUCGCCAUUUCGAUUUCGUCGCUGAAUUGCUGAAUCGCUCAAUCGCUCAGUCACCUUCCACUCCUUACUGCCCUCUUGCGCAUUCCUGCCGUGCAAGUCAUGCCGGGAUAAUGGUAGCUCCUGCACCGUUAUCGCCAGUGGGUUCGGAGUUGCGCCCGGCGGCCGAAGCUGUACCCUUUGAUGAGACUGUCGCAGCUCAGCGGCCCCUUGCCAUCCGUUCAGUCUCACUGCCCACCCCGUCCGAUCCGCCACAUGAACCUAAUGGCCGGUCCUUCAGCACCAGCGCCGCCUCUCCUGAAUCCGACCAUCGUCCCGCGACAGCUCGCUCGGUGCGCAAUACCCAACGGAAUGGAGGACUGACGCCGCCGACACCAUCGGGCGAGGACUUUGGGACACCCAGGUCAGAGGAUGAUCAAUCCGUAGCGCCUUCGUUGCACAGCGUGCCCAGUAUCGUCAUUCAUGACAGCUCUCGUCCGAGCUCACGUCCAGGGUCUCGGCCAGGUUCUCGAUGGUCUGAACGCAAGUGGGGUGGACUGAGAAAGAGGUCAGCAGAGUUGGAACGCAAAAUGAGUAUGGAGGAGCUUCCUCCUGUGCCUCAGAUCGAACCAGAGUUUAGUGGAAUCAGCUUGGACAUACCAACGGCAUCCCUGGGUGGGCUGGGCCAGGGUAUGAAAUUUUCGACCCGUGGCAGUCUCAUCAGAGACCGAUCGAAGCGUCCAUAUCCUGCGUUGCCGAAAGAGAAGCAGUUGGAGGGCGUGUCUGAAAAGGGCCCCGCAUCGAUCUCAGAGGAGCCAUCUGUUCAAUCAGUGACAGAGACAGGGAUCGCACCAGAGGCACCGCCUUCGACGCCAAGUGUCCAGGACGAGUCAAACGAUGAGAACCUUCAUGCGGUGCAAAGUGAGAAGAAAGAUGCGACCAACGGUGCUCCCACGGCAGUGCCCCGUGCCAGGCCACAAAGUAGCCUCCGCCCAAGGCAAACGAGCCUCCAGAGUAGAGCUAUCUCGGCCGAUGAGGACAUGCUAUCCCGACGUGUUCGGCUGAUGUAUGAGAAAGGCGACGACAAUGUCACUGAUGCUGAGGUCGCCAAGGCAAUAGCAUCUGAGAAUGGCGUUCUCUGGGAAGAGCCGACCACCCCCGACAUCGAAACAGCUUCCACACCUCCCCCAGAGAUGAUUUUAACCGACCACAAGGGUCGAGCAUCUGAAGAAGUUGAACGCAUCAGGAUGAAAAGAGAGACACGGGAACUAGCAGGAGGCAUCGAGUAUUGGCAAGACGUGGGGGCAGGACAAGUUGAUCGCUAUGGCUUCAUUCACGCGCCGGCUGAUGAGCCUCACCCUAUUCAAAGGGUGACUACGAGCCUUCUCCUUGCCUCCGAGGCCCCUCGGCGGAAGCGUUCAAUUCGACCACCGACCGCUCGUGCAAGUACCCGGUCCUUCAGUGCUCGAUCCCCCACGCGCGAUUUCUCCCAGAGCUCUGCAACCGGUCGUCCAAACUCAUCAAGAAGCACACACAGUAUGCCAGUUCGGCGUUCCACAUCGCGUCUUCGGUCCGCGACCAACCAUCUUCCACACAACAGAGAUCGAAAGACCAAAGAUGAAGCCGGCGACAUGUUGACUUUGCCUGGUGAUGUUAUAGGCGAAGGCCAAGAUACUGCUGCUGCACGUGCGAUGCGGAGGAAGGAGUGGGAGCGUGAGGACAAGUGGACUAAAAUGGCGAAGCCAGUCCAGAAAACCCGCGAUGGUGGCGGCAUGAAAUUCGAGUUUGACACGCAUAGCAGCAAGCUGAUUGAGCGAACUUGGAAGGGUAUCCCCGACCGAUGGCGCUCAACAGCCUGGUACUCAUUCCUCGAGAGCAGCGCAAGGCGUCAUGAAAACAGUCCCUCCGAAGACACGCUCAUUGCAGCCUUCCACGACUAUCAGUACAUCUCCUCGCCGGACGAUGUCCAAAUUGAUAUUGACGUGCCCCGUACCAUCACAAGCCAUAUCAUGUUCCGCCGGCGGUAUCGUGGUGGACAGAGGUUGCUGUUCCGAGUACUUCAUGCCAUGUCAUUGUAUUUUCCAGACACUGGCUACGUGCAAGGUAUGGCGGCGUUAGCGGCAACGUUGCUCGCCUACUAUGAUGAGGAGCACGCAUUCGUCAUGCUCGCGCGACUUUGGCAGCUGCGUGGUCUCGAAGAGCUGUACAAGUCGGGAUUUGCGGGUCUUAUGGAGGCCCUGGAUGACUUUGAGCGAGAGUGGCUCGCUGGUGGUGAAGUGGCCUCGAAACUGAACGAAGUCGGAAUUCCUCCAACGGCGUACGGCACCCGAUGGUAUCUCACCCUCUUCAAUUAUUCCAUUCCGUUCCCUGCGCAGCUCCGGGUGUGGGACGUCUUUAUGCUCCUCGGGGAUGCGGAGGACCUCACUGCCUCUGCCCGGCCAAACACCUCGUCCGGUAAGGCCAAGGGGGACGUGCCUGCCCCUCGCUCAAGCACUUUCGGGCAAGGACUUGAUGUGCUUCAUGCCACCUCCGCAGCCCUCAUUGACGGCAUGCGCGACAUCAUUCUCGAAUCUGAUUUCGAAAACGGCAUGAAAGUUCUCACCAGCUGGGUCCCAAUCAAGGAUAUUGAAAUCUUCAUGCGCGUUGCCAAAACGGAGUACAAGGUCCACCGUCGCAAGAAGGCGACAUAAUUAAUCCUCCGGUCGAAUCGACAUGAUCGUCUAUCUUUCUCACUAAUCAUUGCUCUCACAAUCGUUUGAUACCCUAAUGAUCCGGAUGCAUACCGAGAACCCCCUUUUGAUGUCUAAUUCCUUAUACCCAUUCACCCUCUCGGCAACCAUUAUAUCGUGGGAUGUCUGAUUAUUGUGGAAAGCCCAGUCUUAUGUGGUGUGUGUCUUUUGAAUUUAUUAAUACCCUUUCUACCCUGUUUUGACCUCCGUCACGUUCCCUAUGUACUUGAUUCCCCUUCUUCUUCAUUAUACAUCUAAUCUUGGCUCAACUGCCAAUUGGUUUCGGUGAUUUCCCUCGAUGAUAUCUACCCAUCCCUCCUCCACGUUCCUUCGACGUUUUCUUUUUUUCUUGUCUCUUCUCCCGUGCCAUGCGUUUCCACACAACAUCAUUGUACAUUCCCGUCUCAUGUACUUCUGGCUUGAGCAAGCUUUGAUGUGCCAAUUAUUGGAUGGGCCACAGGCCUCACAAAAAAGUACAUCAUCAAAGUGAGGUCAAGUCUGCCGUGUCUGAUUAAUUGCUUGCCCUUGACACUUACUCUGGCUUGGACCCGUGACUUGUGCUAUGAAAUAUUUCUACAUAAAAUGCUCCAAGGCGCCGAUACAGCUGAUCCCCUUGGAUCAGAUGGUAUCUCAUCAGUUGAUCGUAAUUGCUAUCGGCGUCUAUAUUUUGGCAUAUAUCUAUAGAUUUCAUUCUUCGCCACUAAUAUCUCUUGUGUGUCUCUGUAAGGUACCUCACUG